This is a messenger RNA of Stomoxys calcitrans (stable fly), 1940 nucleotides long. Its product is annotated as coagulation factor IX. Gene Ontology annotation, molecular function: serine-type endopeptidase activity. The coding region runs from base 235 to 1773 and encodes 512 amino acids. Gene Ontology annotation, biological process: proteolysis. Lineage: Eukaryota; Metazoa; Arthropoda; Insecta; Diptera; Muscidae. The record is from RefSeq and is a predicted model, not a curated record. The transcript has 5 exons.
UAAUUUUUGACAAUGAGAACAAAAAUCCAAUCCAGAAGCAAAAACAUCUCACAAAACGGAAUUUAAAAAAAAUCUAAAAACAAGUAUUUCGUUUGAAAUUUGAGAAUAUUUAAACACUUCUAAUUCGGGGUUAGUCAACGUUCGAAAUUCUAACCAAACACAAGUCUCGCCUAAGUGAACGCCACCGUUUUAUGUUAUCGUGUAGUUAAAUCUUGUUUUGGAAAAAGAGAAGUUAUGAGGGUUUCAUUGAACUUUCUUAUCGCCAUAACUAUAAUUACCACCUUUGGUACGUUUAGUUGGAAUUCGUAUUCAGUUGGAUUCUAUGCGCAUGCUCAACAAAAUAAUGGCCAAAACGCCGGUAUGAUGCAGAACAAUCGUCAAAAUCAGGCCCAAAAUUCCGGUGCGACACAAAAAAAUAAUCAAAAGAAUGGGAUGAAUCAAAAUAACGCCCAGAAGAAUGCAAUGAAUCAAAAUAAUGCUCAAAAACGUGGUGGAGCACAAAACAACGCUCAAAAGAAUGGUAUGAACCAAAAUAAUAAUCAAAAAGGCCAAGCAUCGCAAAACAAUGCUCAAAAGAAUGGCAUGAAUCAAAAUAACGCUCAAAAGAAUGGCAUGAAUCAAAAUAACGCUCAAAAGAAUGGCAUGAAUCAAAAUAAUGCCAAAAAACCUGGAGGAGCACAAAAUAAUGCUCAACGAGCCCAAACUAAUGCCCAAAAAUUCCUCUUAAAUCAAAUAAACCGACAAAUGAAACGUGGAUUGGCUCAAUUGAAGCAUCUGCAGCGACAAGUACAGAAAAAUAUUAAAAGACCUACGUAUAACGCAAACAAAUCAGUGCAAUUUGCCAAACCAAAAAAACCAAAACCACAACGUCAGCAAAAUUUCGUCAAUAUUUAUAAGCGCUUAGAUAAAAAAGUAAAAGUCGAUAGUCAAGUGGCUAAUGAGGGCAAAGACGAGGACGAUGACGAAGAUGAUGAAGAAGAAAUCGAAGCUACUAAUGAUGAUUUUGACGGACGUUCUAUAGUAACACCAGGAGAAUAUCCACAUAUGGGCGCUUUAGGAUUUCCCGCUGUCGAUGAUUUAGUAGAAUUCAAAUGUGGUGGAAGUUUGAUCAGUGCUAGCUUUGUUUUAACUGCCGCACACUGUUGCUAUGUUAUUGGGGAUGCUCCUGUUUUGGUUAAAUUCGGUAUCAUCAAUCUAAAGGAGGAAGCUGGUGAAACUGAAAUGCCACAAAACCGUACCAUAGCUGAGGUCAUAGUACACCCACUGUAUAAUACAUCAAUGCAUUACCAUGACAUUGCCUUACUGAGAUUACAAGAACCGAUUUUCUACACUCGUUUUGUUCGACCCAUACGUUUGUGGGCUCGUGACGAUAUACCCUAUGACAAUGUCUUUACCAUGGGCUAUGGUUCGACUAGUUUUGCAAAGGCACCCACAUACAUCUUAACCGAAAUGGAACUGUCCACUGUAUCACAACAGGAAUGCAAUGUGGAAUUGCCACCAAAUGAGAUUGCUCCGCAGGGCAUUACGGAGACGCAAAUAUGUGCCAAAGAUUUUGUAAAAAAUCGAGAUACUUGUCAGGGUGAUUCCGGUGGACCUCUCCAGCUGAAUUUAAAACGACGCCGUAAUCGCAAUGGUUUCCGUUACUAUUUAGUUGGCAUUAUAUCGUAUGGUGAAGUUUGUGGCAGCGGUAGUCCUGGUGUUUAUACGCGUGUCUCAUCGUAUGUCGAUUGGAUAGCUUCCAUCGUUUGGCCCGAUGAAUUUCAGAACUUUUGAGACUCUAUGUAGACUUUGACUGCGUACCAAACAAAUGCCUUAUUUAUAACGAAUAAUUGAAUUUGAAAUAUUCCCAUCAUGUUUUGCAAGAUUUUAAAAUUACAACUCUUAUUUAUUUAUUAUUGUUUUAAAGCUCAUAUCAAAUACUCAUAUUAAUGUAAAUAUGA